AAUCAGUGAUUCAUUGUAUCAAUGGCAGAGGAGGAAGAUUACUUGCAUGUGGUGAAAAAAACAAAACAUUAUAAAGCACAUAAAAAAGUAUAUAUUUCUAAUCUGGAAAUAGUUUCCAAUAAUGUCCUCCAAUGGAACAUGAUAGGAUGGACAGUCAUAAUUAUGGCCCUAUAUCUGAUACACAUGUGAAGCAAGCUUGCAUACGUUGGAAUUAUAUUGCAAAACAACAACAACAACAACAACAAAGAGCGAUAGGACGAGAAGCCUCCUCCGACAGCUCUGCCAUUGAUGAAUUCGCCUGAAUACCAAAGAGGCGUGCCCGCUUGUGUGUUAUUCUGCGUGGGUGCGUGCGCGCCCCUUACUGUGUUUACGGGACAAGCUUGAAACGGUCAAGUCGCAAAUUGGAUUUUACAAUGUAAAUAGAAAGCAGGAGAAUCAAUCCCGAAGUCGUAAAUAUCUAUUUAAAAUUACCUUAGACUGGGUACAUCAGUUAUUUACUGAACUAGCUAAUUGUGCAUUUGCUGAAACAGUCAUAUCGGUGUUUUUAGGAAUUACAAGGGAUUUAAAACAGAAUAAAUAUGUAUCGGUCUCUGUAUUCUUUCCGAUCCGCGGAGCCCAACUCGCUCCACUUCGGGGCCGGGGAGGGCUUUCUGAUCCUGGAACGCAGCAACAAACACUGGUGGCUCGGCUCGCGCUGCAGUUCGGGCGAAACCGGCUACGUUCCCACUUCUUACAUCGAAAGGAUUCAGGCUCCGGAGCAGGAUGAAGUGUUACAGUCUAUCGACAGGGCCAUCGAAGGGAUCCAUAACGUGGCCAUGAAGAACGGGGGCAAAUACAACCUGGAGCAGCGAGACGUGCUACAGAAGUUGAUCCAUCACAGGAAGGAGACCCUGUCAAGGCGAAGUCCAACUCCAUCCAGUCACAAGCAGGGCCUGCCCUCAUCUACCAGUGAACUGUCCCUCAGCCACACCCCUCAACCACCCAAUGGGGUCAGCCGCACCCUGUCAGAGAGUACCGACAAUGUUCAAGGGCUUUACCAGGUGCCACCUCAGCCCCGCCGUGCAGCACCCAUAACCCCUCCCCCUCCUGAGAAACAAAGAGCCAGCCGACGCCCAGAGUUUUCCAUUCCUCCUCCUCCUGGCCCAGCCCCUCCUGCCGGGACUGGCCUGUCCCCCUCGGUCAGCUCCGCCUCCCUGGACUCUGUCUCCUCCCACUCGGUGGUGUCCUCUGAUGUCAGCCUGACAAGCGUUGCCAGCACCCCGCCCCCAGUGCCAAGCCGUGUGAAGCCCCCACCCCAUCCUCCAGACGACGUGCCACCCUCUACCCCCUCUCCCCAGCCAGUUCCCUCAAAGAAGGGCCAUGCCCCCCAACCUCCACCACCACAGCCCACUCCACCACCACAGCCCAGCACCGAGGACCAAACAGAAACCGACUGGCCUCUUGCUCCGCCCUCUGUCGCUGAAAGCACCCCCGGCAGCCCCUCUCACUCAGAGCCUGUCCCCGGGACAACAGGGGCGGAGCUUAUCGAGCUGGUUCGGAGCAACACAGGCCUGAGUUACGAGCUGUCUCGGGUGGCGGUGGGGGUGGUCGUGGGUCACCUGCAGACCACCCUUCCUCAAGCCUCCUCUGCCUUAGAGAAGGUCCUCCUCUCAUUGGUAGAGAGCAAGGAUCAGAGAUCUGCGUUGCCACAGGGACAAGUGUGUCACGAUGAACAGCGCCUGGAGGUCAUAUUAGGCGACCUCGCCCGUCACGUCGACGACUCUCAGCAGCGCAGCUGGGCCCUUUACGAAGACCACUCCCUCAUCGCAUGUUACCUUGAGGAGCUGCUGAAGAUACUGACGGAUGCAGAUCCAGUGGUGUGUAAGAGGAUGUGCAGGGUCAACCACUCUGAGCCAGUGCUGUCACUCGUGUCCUACUAUCAGAUGGAGCACCGAGUGUCUCUACGCCUGCUGUUGCUCAAGGUGUUUGGGGCGAUGUGUAGCCUGGACUCUGCCCUCAUCUCCACCCUCCUCAACUCCAUCCUGCCCAUGGAGCUGGCCAGAGACCUGCAGACUGACACACAGGAGCAUCAGAAGAUGUGCUACACAGCCUUGGUCCUGACUAUGAUCUUCUCUAUGGGGGAGCAGGUGCCAUAUCACCACUAUGAGCACUUAAACGCUAGCUUUGUUCAGUUCCUGCUAGAUGUGGUAGAGGAGGGUCUUCCCUCUGACCCCACGGAACAACUCCCUGACCUUUGCGUCAACCUCAUCCUGGCCUUCAACCUGCAUCUCACAGUGCCCAGCAGCAACGUGAUAAUGCAGACUUUGAUCAAGAAAAACGUGAAGCUCUUUUCUGAGAAAAUAGUGCUGCUACUAAACCGAGGAGAUGACCCUGUGUGUGUCUUUAAACAUGCUCCCCCUGCCCCACACUCAGUUCUUAAGUUCCUGCAGGAUGUCUUCGCCAGCCAAGACUCUGCUAACAUCUUCUACCGCACGGACAUGAUGGUGAUGAUAGAUAUUGCUGUUCGAUGCAUCUCUGACCUCUCACCUGGGGAAAAGUUGAGAAUGGAGUACCUCGCGCUCAUGCACUCCGUCAUGCGCUCCACAGACUACCUGGAGCACCGGCACCGCCUCUCCGACCUGCAGGGCGCGCUGCAAAGGAUUCUAAGAGAGGACGACUCGGGAGCGGACGAGGGCGGGGCCACGGCCAAACAGAUGGAUAAGCUAAUAGUGCAGGAGAUCUACAAGGAAUUCCCUCAGAUCAGAGACACCUAGGACGACUGAAUACGACAGGGGUGGUGUGCACUCAUGAGUCGGUAGUCUGUCUCCUUUAUACCGAGGGAUGGUACUGUGGCGCUUCCUAGGGUUGACAAAGGACUGUAGUCAGCCACAUUAGUUUCUGAGUGUUACAACCCUCCUUCACACUUUUUACAGUUAUGACAUAAGAGAUGGCGUGAGCACCAGCUGUCACGGCAGUUUAUUGCAUCCAUUGUGUUAUGAUAAUGCUAUGUAGCUCUUAUGACGGAGGAUUCAAGUGAAGUGUUACCCAACAGCAUACUGCAUUGUGCUUUAAAUGUACUCCCUUGUACUGAGGGACCAAACUGCGGUGUGAACGGAGGGCCUUGUAAACCCUGGGACUGGUGUGCUGUAUACUGUCUUCUUACUUUCAGUCUAUUCAUGUGUCUUGAUCACUCUUAUUCCUCACCACCUGGCAUGGCCUGACAGUAUGUUACUAAGACAGUUCAAAGAAAAGACAAACUAGGUGAUUUAUACUGAUUAAACAAAACAUUCUGGUCCAGUUUCCUAGACACAGAUGAAGCCAAGUUCUGGACUGAAAAGCGUGCUCAAUGGAGAAUCUACAUUAACCAGGCUUAAUCUGUGUCCUGGAAACCAGACCUCUGACAAUAAUACAUUCUAGGCAUUGAGGUUAGUUUAAUACUCACUAUUUAUUGCAAUGGCAAUGCUGCUACAUGAGCCUCAUUUACCUUAAUAUCUAUGGCUGUGAUUCUCUGACUGAGCACAACUUGUUACCAUGCUUUCGCCAUUACCUGUUACCUUGCUUUCGCCAUUACCUGUUACCUUGCUUUCGCCAUUACCUGUUACCAUGCUUUCGCCAUUACUUGUUACCUUGCUUUCGCCAUUACCUGUUACCAUGCUUUUGCCAUUUCUUGUUACCUUGCUUUCUUCCCUACACUUUAUCUACAGUAACCUCCACUCUAGGCAUGGCUAAACUAUGACAUGCUCUAAAUUCUUCUCAACCAGACCACUCCUACUCUGCUCUGCUGCUUGUGCUGUAGAUGGAACGUAACGGUACUGUAAUAACAAGCUGUAACACGCUGCUUCUACAUACUAAGCCUUGACUAACUUCCUAUAUAGCUAUAGCUCUCUGAAAGGGAAUAUAGAUAUUUAUUCAUAGGAAAUAAUAAGGGAUUGAUAAGAUUCGAUUGGUCAGUAUUUUUUAUUUUUUAAAUGUAGUCUGGGGUUAACUAAGGCACUUGUCACCUAGAUUGAUUGAUUGCUUUUCCCUGAUCAUUUUGGUCUGAAAUCUAUCAGUUACCACAGUAUGGUGUCUCCCAUCCUUAGGAUGGCACUCUACUAUGCCCCCUACUGUAAUUUAACCCUUUACUAUAGUACCCCUGAGAAUCAGUCUACAAGACACAAAGCAUAUCUUCUUAGUUUCCACCAGUUUUGCUCGACACACAAUUUUUAUUUUGCAAAUCUCACUCUUUACUGACUUCUCUGAGUCUCUGUCUCCCUCUCCGUCAGAGCUCUUUCUCUCUUUGUGUCAUAGUUUAUUUUUACUUGGCUCUGUUACAGCUAAUAGGGGAAGUGUUUGUGGCAAAAUAGUCGUGGCCAUCCUGAUGCACGUAUACCUUUUAACACACACUUAAAAGGAAGUGUUUACACACAUAAACAUAUAUACCAGAGUGUAUUUUCUCUGACGUAUGUGUUUUUAUUAUCCAGUGUUCAUGCAUAAAGCUAUGCAUGUGUGUGUCUAUGUACGGUUUGUGUUUAUUUUCGUAACUAUGUAUGGUUUUAUCAUUGUCCCUGUAGGUUUGAGCCUCCAUUGUCCCUUAAGGUACGACUGUGUAAUAGUAAUAAAACCAACUGAACUAUAUUUUCCCAAUUAAAUAUAUCUGAAAUGGUUGUUCAGAGAGGGGUGACGCAACAAAGUGUAUUUUCUUAAUGUUUACCAUCAACUAAUAAACAUCUCAAUGAACA
Salmo salar (Atlantic salmon) is the source of this 4700-nucleotide messenger RNA. It is a transcript of the gene nckipsd, whose product is annotated as NCK interacting protein with SH3 domain. The record is from RefSeq and is a predicted model, not a curated record. NCBI's taxonomy places the organism in Eukaryota, Metazoa, Chordata, Actinopteri, Salmoniformes, Salmonidae. Gene Ontology annotation, biological process: endocytosis. Gene Ontology annotation, molecular function: Arp2/3 complex binding; protein binding.